UUCAGUAUCCAGAUAAGAAGAGAAUAGUUGCACUUAAUUCCAGAAAUACCCUUUUACACAAACGGAUAGUAUUCUAAAGAAACCGGUCCUUCUUAGCUGGGUCAUAUCUACAACCCGAUAACCCGAAAAACUCUGUAAUGCAGCACCUCGUCAUCCAAAUUCCACGUGUACGUCCGCCAUGUCUUUUUCCGGCAACAAUGAGUUCCUUGCCGUCAACUUUCCCGGCGAAGUUUCUCAAUUUCCGGCCGGAGCUGAGCAGGAGUGUAAAGUAUAGGUCGAUUAGAUGUAUGGCGAAUCCUAGACGAGUUAAAAUGGUGGCUAAACAGAUAAGAAGAGAGCUUUCUGAUAUGUUACUUACAGAUAAGGUCUUGCAAUUUGCUGUUCUUCCUGAAGCUGCUCUUGGUGCCGAUAGAUACCUUUCUUCCCUUACUACUAUCAGUGAUGUUGAAGUUUCUACCGAUUUGCAGGUUGUAAAGGUCUAUGUCUCCGUGUUUGGAGACGAAAGAGGAAAGGAAGUGGCUUUGACGGGCUUGAAAUCGAAAGCAAAAUAUGUAAGGAGUGAGCUAGGGAGGCGAAUGAAGUUGCGACUAACUCCUGAGAUUCGUUUCAUUGAAGAUGAGUCCAUUGAACGGGGAAGCAGGGUACUUGCUAUAUUGGACAGGAUUAAGGAUGAGAAUGAAAAUAAGAAUUCACAAUCCGGAGCUGCCAAUAAUGAUGGAUCAUCUGACCAAAGCGAUGAUGAAGAUGGGGACUGGGAGGGUGACGACCCGGAUGAUGAAGGCAUUAUUUAUGUGAAAUAGCUUUCUGGUGCGCUCUAAACUACACUGACUCUGGACUAGACAAAAGAUGUAUUGCAUCAUGGGUGGAGGUGUUUCUUCAGCCAUGCAAAGAACAUUCGCGCAGUUCCCAAAUUGUGGAAACCUUAUUAAACCCUGUUCAGAACGUCUAGCUACUUUAUUUUCUUGUUUCAUUUAUAAUUCAUUUCUGAUAUACAAAUCAAUUAAGUAGUAUUACUUGGCUUUCCAUGCA
This is a messenger RNA of Lycium ferocissimum, 1029 nucleotides long. Its product is annotated as probable ribosome-binding factor A, chloroplastic. Lineage: Eukaryota; Viridiplantae; Streptophyta; Magnoliopsida; Solanales; Solanaceae. The transcript is spliced from 4 exons. Gene Ontology annotation, biological process: ribosome biogenesis; rRNA processing. Gene Ontology annotation, molecular function: ribosomal small subunit binding. Bases 138 to 800 code for a protein of 220 amino acids. The record is from RefSeq and is a predicted model, not a curated record.